Molecule: messenger RNA, 354 nt
Organism: Lachancea dasiensis
Lineage: Eukaryota; Fungi; Ascomycota; Saccharomycetes; Saccharomycetales; Saccharomycetaceae
Source: the annotation of a GenBank genome assembly
AUGGGCUUGAGGUAUACUUCCUAUAUUGACCAUCCCAAGAACAAGCAUGCGAAGUUUGUCACGUAUGGGUGCUGUAAUUGUCGAACCCAUCUAUCAUCUUCAGCGCAAAUAAUGUCGAAGGACUACCGUGGAACUACUGGUGAUGCGUACCUGAUGAACCGCGUUGUGAAUGUCUUGGAGGGCGAUCGAGAGACACGAUGUAUGUUAACCGGCUGUUACGUGGUAUGCGAUAUCAAGUGUCAUAUGUGCAAGAAUUUGGUGGGUUGGAAGUAUGUGGAAAGUGAACGAAAGGACCAAAGGUAUAAGGAGGGCAAGUUUAUUUUGGAGCUCCAGACGAUUUGCAAAGUACAUUAA